This is a messenger RNA of Malaya genurostris, 7228 nucleotides long. Its product is annotated as 1-phosphatidylinositol 4,5-bisphosphate phosphodiesterase epsilon-1-like. Lineage: Eukaryota; Metazoa; Arthropoda; Insecta; Diptera; Culicidae. Gene Ontology annotation, molecular function: phosphatidylinositol-4,5-bisphosphate phospholipase C activity; guanyl-nucleotide exchange factor activity. The record is from RefSeq and is a predicted model, not a curated record. Gene Ontology annotation, biological process: small GTPase-mediated signal transduction; phosphatidylinositol-mediated signaling; lipid metabolic process.
GAGGAUGUCGAUGGCGAGAAACUGUCAUUUUGCACGUGUCGUCAUAGUGAAUUGGACAAUAUUUUCAGAAAAAAAGUUUAUUUAAAAAUAUCGGAGUGUUUUGAUAAGUUUACAAUUGAUGACAAUAAACAGAUUUAGUGGAUACUCAUCGUGAAUUUUACUCCCAAAAUUUUUUCUAGUUUUAGGAUAAUGUAACAGGCUUUCCUUGAACAAAAUUGAAUGAAUCUUACUACGAUGUAGAUGUAUUGGCGGACUUCGCUUUCUCUCUGCGUACCCAUAUAAAAAAAAUGUGUCGCACGAUUGAUACCAGAAAAUGCGGCUGUUAGCAACUAUAUUUUUAUUAAAUUCAAGUGUGUAACCAAGUUUUUCGAGAAAUGUCGAAUUAAGGCUGCGUAUCGCUAACGUAUCAUGCGACAAGCUUUUCCGAGUCUUCCACUUUAUUGUAACGUUUCAAAAGAGACUCUAAUUCUGUCAGUGUCAUCAGAAUACACGCAUCGUUUCGCAAUAAAGCAACACAGUUUGUCGAAAGAGUUAAAUGUGCACUCUGUAGUACUAUCAUUACUGUGUAUAGUACCUUUGGAGAACAAUUCAACAUCAAAAUUUCAUUCGUCAACAGCAUAUUGCAAACAGAAGUUAAUAGUAAUCAUCACUGAGAAGAUCAAAUUUAAUCGUGAGUGUGAUACGAUUAGGGAAACAUUGGUGGAUAAAAAUCCAGAGAAGAAUGCUUUAUUUGAUACUGACAGUCCACAAAGCAACAUUGGCAAUCUGCCACCAGCAGUCGUCUCUGCAGCAUCAGUAGCAACGGGUUCUACGGGAACAGGCGCGGCCAACACAGAGGCACUAGUGUCAACUACAUCUGUACUGUCUGGUGGGCCAGGAGGAAGCAACAAUGCUAGUUCAGUCGCAAUUAAUGUGUCCACAGUUCCUUCCUUCGGUGAAUUAGAGGAGUUUCAGAGCAUCCUACAUUUUCCAGAGGAAGUUGCGUUGCGGAUCACUGACACCGAAUAUCAAUUGUUCUAUCAGGUAUCAUCGAAUGACUUCAUCAAUUACUCCAUCUAUGACUUGCAGCAAGAACUUGGUUCAAACUACUCAACGAUAGGUAACCAGUCAUGUGCUAAUAGUCUCAACACAUGCACUAGUAAUAGCAAUAACAAUGACAACAAUAAUGAUCCUAAGGAGCAUCCGGAAACUAGCGUUAGUCCUAGCAUAACCUGCUCAAAGUCUCCAAGCGGGUUUGCAACCAAAUUGGAUUUCAUACGCAAACGAUUUGAUGAGACUAGUGCGUGGACCAAUUACUUUGUCUUGUCUCAAAGUACACAAGAUGAACGAAAAGCGGCCUUUUCAUGCCUGUUGCGUGUUGCCAUUUCAUGUUGGAAUAUUGGAAACUUCAAUGGUGCUAAAGAAAUAGUGGAUGGUCUAAAAUCGAUUAAAAAAGAAUUUAUUUGGACGUCUACCACAGAUCUAAAUAGAAACUCAGUGUAUGAGUUUCUCACCACUGCGUUUGACUCCAUCGAGUACAAUAAUGCACUUGCUAGAGCUUUGGCAAUUCCAACAUGUCGCAUCAUACCUUUUUACAGAAAUCAUGUUCGCGAUAUCAAGUGUUCGUUACGAACAAUUACACAUAUACAAGACAACCAGAAUCAAAUGGGCAAGUAUUACCUAGGUGACGCGAAUUCAUUGGCUGAAGAUAAUGAGUUAAUGCAAAAGCUAAUGCAGCUCACGCUGCCAGUAAUCUAUUCGCCAUCGGUUGAUAAGCAAAGCACAGUAGUUCCAUCAGAUCUAUCAUUGAAAUCGUCAAUUCCUGAUGCGAAUGACAAACCGGAAGAAGACAGCUUUAUGGAAGAGAUGUAUGCCAAAGUGUCACUGGCACUAAAUUGUGUGACCUCAAUCAUGCAGCAUCAUGAUAAUUUAUGCCGUGACUCAUCUCAUAGUUUGUUAGAUUUUCUCAGAUCUGCAGCCAAUAGUCCUAGGCAAACUAAGAUACCACUAUAUCAGCCAUCAAACCACCAAGAACUAGAAGAUGACUAUGAAGUUGAAAUUGGGAGCUAUAACCCUGUGCAGCCAUUGUUUUUUGACCAUGGAAUUAGUAUUGUUCCCUUGUCGACUCAGAAAACGAAUGCUGUCGAUCAUCACGUGCUUCAGAUAUUACAUCAUGGAACAACAGCUGUACUUUGGGAACCAGAAGUACCAGCGGAUCGAUCUGCAUAUGUAUUUUUACGACUUGAACGAUCGUGCUCCUUUAUUUCAUGGCAACGAACUGCCUGGCGUAGAAUCAAAUCUCAGCAAGAAUUCAGUCCUAAUCAAAAUCCUGAAGAAACUAUGACAUGGCGGUUUACUUCCCGUUUUGCAUCGAAUUUCGCAGAUUUGGAGGCACAGUGUCAUAGCCUGGAGCAAGAUACACUGGAUCUAGGAACGAUUAAAGAUAUCACAAUGGGUUCUCGUAAUCACGAAUACGAUUCAGAGAUUCUUGCGGCCGGCAAGCGAUUCGGACUCACUCAUGUAGAAUGUUGUGUUUCACUUUUGUAUGGAAGCUCUGCCAGUGAAAAUCGAAUUUUGUGUAUUCUAUGCCCGCCAAUGUUAUGUCGUACAUGGUACGUUGGCCUUCACUGGAUGUUGCGAGGACUUCGACGACAACAGAGCUUAAUUGACCGAUCGAUGCUUUGGUUGAAAGAGCUCUACAUUAAUCUCUAUUUCGAAGAAGGAUUAUGUAGUGAGCCAACGGUGGCUAAUGCAAUCAAAGUAUUCGGUGGUAAACUAUUCCAGUCGUCCACAAGAUCCCAAUCAGGAACACAUAUCAACGAUUCAGCGCCCGAACUAGCGUCAUCUGCGACAACAAUAAUAUCAAACAAAAAAGAAUCCAACAUGAAGAUUCGCAAAAAAUGUUCGGUUGCAAAUUUGCUAAACCAAAAUAAUGUUAACAGCCAAAGUAGUCCUACAAUAGAGCAUGGUAUUAGCGAAAUCGAGAAAAUGAGAGCAAUAGAACGACGAAAGGAGCGUCACAACUCACACGAUCAAUUAUGGCAAACCAUGAGGAAUUUACGAGCAGGCUCUAUAACACUCGAUACCCGGUUGGAUUUCUUAAGCUUCGUUUCGUUAUAUAGGUCAUUCAGUAUAUUAACGAGGCCGGAUCUUCGAGAUAUAUUUAACCAGCUGGCAGUAGUCUCAGUAUGUCGAAAGACUCUGAAUGGAGAGAAGAGCAAAAGUGCUCCCGAGCUUUCUGAAGCAGCUGUGAAGCGAAAAAUAGGGCUACUCACACGAAAUUGUUCACUGGAUCUGGACUUAUCAGACACAAAGCAUACGCGGAAAAAACACUUCGAUGCUAUUGUUGCAUCCUGUCUCGCCGUUGACAAUGAUUUCCUGUCAUGCAACAACAAGGUGAUUACGAUGUCCACACUGAAAAAGUUUCUAGAAACUCGUCAGAUGGAGGUACUGUGCGAUGAGGAUGUGAAAGCAAUUAUUCAACGUCAUGAACCGGAAGCUGUACAGCGCAUAGAAAAUUGUCUAAGUUUCGAAGGAUUUGCUCGAUACAUGAUAGAUAAAAAUAAUUAUGCGUUCCUUAGUGAGCUGAUGCCUGAAAGUUCAUACAUGAACUUGCCUCUUUCACAGUACUACAUAGCAUCGUCACACAACACAUAUCUUACUGGGCACCAAUUGAAAGGCGAAAGUUCGGUGGAGUUAUAUAGUCAAGUGCUAUUGACAGGUGCUCGAUGUGUUGAAUUGGACUGCUGGGAUGGGGAUGAUGGUACUCCGGUUAUUUAUCACGGACAUACAUUCACUACAAAAAUACCCUUUCGAGCAGUUGUUGAAGCUAUAAACAAAUCAGCAUUUGUACAAUCUGUUUAUCCAGUGAUACUUUCAAUAGAAAAUCACUGUUCGGUUGCCCAACAGCAGCGAAUGGCUCACAUUUUUCAGUCAAUCUUUGGAGAUAAACUGGUAACAAAUUUUCUCUUCGACCAAGAUUAUACAGACGAACCUUUUUUACCUUCUCCAUUGUCAUUGAAAUACAAAAUUCUAAUCAAAAACAAAAAGCUGAUUGUAGAUGUUCCGGCUACACUAUCAACCGGUUUAACCCGUCAGAAUACCUAUAAACAGACGAACUUGCCCAUUAGAGCGAGCUCGAUUGUAUCAAGUACCAGUGGCAGCUCAGCAAACGAAGAGUUUAGCGACGAUGAAUAUGAGGAUGAUGAUGAUUUCGACAAUAUUGAUGAGAAAACAUAUCAUGUAAAUUGGGGAUCAAUAGAUGAUAAGUCUAGACAAAGUGUAUCUCAUACAAGUUAUCCGACUUCUACUAAACAACUACAGUCGCAGUUAUUCCAGCAACAGCAUCAACUCCAGCAGGAUGAUCGAUCUCGUAAGGGUAGCAAUCAAAUAGCCCGUGAAUUAUCGGAUUUGGUUAUCUACAUUCAAGCAAUAAAAUAUCGUGGGCUCAACCCAUACAGCCCACACAAUUCUAUACGUGCCAACCCAAAACAUUUACUUAAAACCAGUGGAAGCGUUGUUACGGUGGGUAGUAUUCUAAAAAACAGUUCAGGUGAUACGCUGAGUCUACCAUCAUCUAGUCACUCAUCUGAUCGUUCAGAUAUAUUAUCACUGAACUGCGAGAGCUCAAGUAUUAGUGGGAGUGACAGUCAUUUGCCAUCUUCAACGCGAACCCGCACCAUGCCAAAUGCCAAUCAUCCUUGCUAUCAAUGUUCAUCAUUGAAUGAGGCUAGUGCAAAAAAGCUUUGUCGAAAGGAUCCACUGGGAUUAAUUGCACACACAGAAUCACAAUUGAUGCGAACAUAUCCCGCUGGUCUUAGAAUAGAUUCUUCGAAUUUUAAUCCAGUAUUUUUCUGGUCAUUUGGAUUUCAGAUGGUUGCACUUAACUAUCAAACUGAAGACAUGCCUAUGCAUAUCAACAAAGCUAUGUUUGAAGAAAAUAAUAGUUGUGGGUAUGUUCGAAAACCUGAUGUGCUUUGGAAUAGGUCUCAUUUGAUGUAUAGAAGAUUCAAUCCUCUGGAAAAAGAAUUCGACGGAUUGCAUGUUACACAGUUAGUUAUAAAUAUUGUUUCCGGUCAAUAUUUGAACCAAGUAACAAAUGGUACAAGCAUUCACGUAGAAAUUGAAUUAUUAGGCAUUCCCAUAGACUAUGGAAGGCGUAGAACGAAACCUGUCCGGUUGUACAACUUCAAUCCAGUAUGGAAUGAAACAUUCUUUUUUAAGAUAAUGUUCCACGAUUUGGCAUUUCUAAAAUUCAGUGUGUAUGAAACGGAGUCGGUUGUAGUCGCUCAAAGAGUUAUAUCACUCAAAUGCUUUCGACCCGGUUAUCGCCAUGUACGACUUAGAUCUCCAACGAAUCAACCGCUAAAUAUGGCGUCGUUGUUUGUAUAUACACGCGUGGAAGAAGAAGGUUUGGAUAGAUCAUACGGUGAAAUUGAUGAACAGUACCUUCAGCAAACUCGAUUAGCCAAUCGAAAAGAUCUUUUAGACGAAGGAGAGCUUCUUCUAGAAAGUAAGGUUCCAUUAUUGAAGCGCAAGACGUUUUUUUGUACUAUCUACGACGCAGUACCAAAUAACCCCUUCACGAUUCUUAAGAUCACCCAGGAAUGCACAACGAAGGACGUACUCAUGAUGGUGUUGCAAAAAAUGAGCAAAUCACGAACGGAUAUAAGUAACUAUAUUUUAAUAGAAGAAGUAUAUACGGGCUGGGAGAAAAAAGAUAAACGGCAUCCUCCAACUCAACGAGUUCUGGACAUGACAGAAAAACCUUUACAAGCUCAGGCUAGUUGGAAAGGCGAUGGACGCUUUAUACUCAAACGAAUAGGCAAUGAUCCAAGCAGCCGUGCCUGGGUUACAUCAAUUAGGCGAACAACAGAAGCUAGAAGAGCAUCAAUAGCAACGACGACAUGUGGGGGCGAUACGGUAACUGGACAGGAAUCAGGAGUAACAACCGAUGAUCCGCUGGCACUGGAGAACGUAGACAAUUUUCUCGUAUGCGUGUUCAAUGUUUCGCAUGAUAUACCUUAUGCAAUAUUGAGAGUACCUAUGAAAUCGACGGCACAAGACGUACUAGCCCAGGCUCUGCUAAAAGCACGUCGUUUAGAUAACCCCAAUAAUUUUGUACUAGUAGAAGAAUUAAAUUACAGUAACAAAAGCAAUGACACGAUGCAGCGAAUAUUAAUGGAUGAUGAAAACGUCCAUAUGACCCAAGCAAAUUGGAAAACGAUAGGGCGCUUCGUAAUACACGAGCGAAGCCAACUUACCCCUUCUACGAUUCGUAAAACCAUAUUACCCAUAGAGAAGAUUAGUCGUGGUCUCAGUAUAAGCCGUGGCUCUUCAUCUUCAUCAACAUCGGUUCACUCGCUGGUAUCAAAAUCGCCUAUUCAGGUUGCUCUUAGUGAUCCAACAACAUCUAGAAUAAAAUGUCGAUCUGCAGAGACGGCGUCUCACGGAGUCAAAACGAGACAUUCACAUUCUGGCUCGGGAUCAGGUGGUUCGUGUGGUAGUUCAGGAGAACGGCACAAGUACAGCUCAGAUAAAGACACGUCAUUUUCUAGUACGAGUAGUAGCAGUAAUGCAACAUCGAAGUCCAUGAAUCUCCGCGAAGUUCAUUCUGAAGGAGAAACUCUUAGUGAUGAAGAAGCAAAAGAAGGUGACAUUAUAUCAACUAUGUCGCGGUUUAAACGUAUGUCGAUAAAAAAGCUUAAAUCAUGGAAAUCAUAAGCACCUGUACAUAAGUAUUAACUAUAAAUCCAUGAAAUGAUUUCAAUUGUCAAGUAACAAGUUAGCUAUGUUGAUCAGGUUCACACUUUAGGUGGAUAAUCACUUUUUAUCAAUCACUAUUUUUUUCAGGAUAGGAGUUAAUCGAAACUGAACCGGUAUUUUGAAAACUGUAAUUCAUAAGUAAACUAUAAUUUCUCAUAAAAUUACAGUUUAUUGGUAAUUGUAACAUAAACUGGUCGAACCGGGCAUCCUGAUACAAGUGAAGCAUAUGAAGAGCUCAUUACAAUACUUUCAUAAUGCGCAUUGCUUCGUUGGUUAACACGGAGUUAUUUUUUUAAACCCGAGUAGAUAAUAUGUAUUUUUAGAAAUAAAUGUGUAACAUACAAUAGUGAUUUUCAAAACUUCUCACUUGAUUUUGAAUAAAAAAUUAUUUCAUUAUGCAGUCACAUAACAAAGUAUAACCACCUCCUCGUCGGUGAUUUUUCAAAAAAAGAAAACUCGCCCAUACACGAUAUAAAUCAUUUAA